UAGAGAAGCUUUCACAGUGUUGGUCUCAACAACAAAACCAUCACGAGACCAAAACACUUUGUGGCCUAAAAUCAAUUUUACCUGCUCAAACAGCCAAGAGGGAUUUUAUCUAGUUUCCUAAAUACACGAGAAAUCAACCUAACAGGCAAAAUAAAUAAUGUCCUGACAGUUUAACCACAGAAAUAACCCGACGUGAACCGGUCCACCAACAGAAGAAUACAACUGGCGCCAGACAUUUGGGCACAAACGGGUUUUUUCCUCUGCAGCCACACAAUAUUGUGAUUGUGAGAUGCCACUUAGAGGUGUGUGUCUGCGUGUGUGUCACUACAGACAAACACAAUAUGAGCUAUUCAUUGUACAGGCCUUCUAAGAAAGUGGUUUUGGCACAAGCAAAGAUUCUCCACUCUCCUCCCAAUCCCCGUGCGUAAAAGGAUCCCUGCUACUUUUUAUUCCGCUUGUAAAACGGUGCGUCAGGAACACACUUUAAAAAACAUGUGUAUAUAAAUAUAUAUAUAUAUAUGUGGAACAUCCAUCUGGCUGCAGUCGAUUGGCCUUACUAUCACAUUUCUGGAGACAAAAGAAUGAUUUGAUUUAUUUCCCAUACCGGGUAAAUACAGUCUAACCAUGUGGUGCGCAGUGUAACCAAUGGGCAGCCGAGGAGAAGGUAAGGGCAGAAAAAAAAUUACUACCAUUUUAGGGGAGGAUGUAAGCCACUAUACCAGCCCAUCUAACGUUUUACAGUCGCACUUAAGUGUCUUUUUAUUGAAAUAAUAAAAUAAACAUGUCGCUAACGAAUUAUUAUUCCAUGAUGGGGCUCCAGAGCGAGGAGCCGUACGGGGCACAUUUCAUCCCGGGGAGCUUGCAGGGUUCGACGGCCGGCUGCGCCAAGUCAGCCCGGGGAGCGGAGGAGGAGGAGGGGACCCCCGGCUCACACAUUCCGGAUUUUUCCCAUUUUUCCGGCAAACCAACGAGUUUAAAUGGCUUCUCCCCCUGGACGAACACCUCCACGUCCUCCUCGUCCCCGUCGCCGCAGCUGCAGUCCGCGCCCGGCGCCUCCAUCCCGGGGCUGUUCCACCCGCAUCACCUCCUGAGCCACCACCACCACCACGCGUACUACGGCCCCCAGACGCAGAGCCACGCCGAGCAGCUCGCGUCCUCGGCGGCGUCGGAGAGCAGGUUCGUUCGCUGCUGGGAGGGCGCGACUCCCAGCAGCUCGGACGCGGCGCUGUCCCUGUCUCCGGCCGCGUUCCCCGGGUGCCUGCCCGCCCCGGGUGACCUCUCCGCCCCGAGCUCCAGGUACGAGGCGGUCAAGCCCGAGAACUCGCCGCCGCCGCCGCCGGCGCACGACAGCCCCGGGGACUCCAGCUUCGCCAGCACGGCCGAGGUGGUCCUGGAGCGGCUCGGCACCGUGGAGGAGCUGGGGAGGAAAGCCGAGCCCAAGAAGGAGCAGGAGGAGAGGAAGAGCCAGCCGCUGCUUGACCCGGAAAACCCCUCAGCCAACUGGAUCCACGCCAAGUCGACCCGGAAGAAGCGGUGUCCCUACACCAAGCACCAGACCCUGGAGCUGGAGAAGGAGUUCCUCUACAACAUGUACCUGACCAGGGACCGGCGCCUGGAGGUGGCGGGACUCUUAAAUCUAACAGAGCGACAGGUCAAGAUCUGGUUCCAGAACAGGCGGAUGAAGAUGAAGAAGCUGAUGAUCCGGGAGAGGAGGAGCAUCAAUGAAUGAUGGAUUGCGAGGGGAAGGCCCGGGGUCGUUUCUUCUUCUUCUUCUUCUUCUUCUUCUUCUUCUUCUUCUUCUUCUUCUUCUUCUUCUUCUUCUUUUCUCUCCAGGACAGACGAGGAGGUGUUGAGGUUGUAGCUGAUAAAAGACAACGCUCUGCUCCAAGUUGCCCUUUAAACUGGCACGAGGAGCCGCUACACAGGAUUAUUGUGGGGCUGCCCUGGAGGACUGCUGUGGAAACUCUGUCGGGAAAGACCGAGAUGUGUUGUAACACUUAAAAAAAAAAAAAAAGAUCUGUUGACCUUUUCAUGUUGUAGAAUUCUUCCAAACGCAUGUUACAAAAACGAAGGCACUCAAUCAACCGGGGACUGUUGUAAAUAACGCCGCAGAAUAAAAUGCUCACAUUUACACAGAGAUCCAUAAAUUGAAAGAAAAAAACACACUCGUUUGAUAUCAAAGACUUUUCCCCCGUUUCUAGAACACAUCUGUUUGCGAUAAGGUUGUAUAUCUCACAUGUCCUAACUGGAAAUACUUGACACACACACUUGAGUUCACAUAAAUUGUCUGUACUGUCGGCCAAAAUAAGAAUCGCGUUUUAUGAUUUAAUGCUAAAACUAUCGUCCUCAUAAAAGCUGCUUUUAGUGUGCCAGACAAGACAGGGCUGCUAUCAAAGAUAAAUGAGUGGUCUUAUGACGGAGCACCUGCAUUUAUAUUGUCUUCAAAAGGUAGUGGCAGAGCAUUUAUAUGGAAUUCAAGCAAAACAGUGGGACAACAAACAGGAGCCGGACACUUUAUGACCAAUUAAUGGUCCAACAACAGACAAGAGGACGAGAAAAGUGACGGGUUUCAGUUGUAAACACGAAUAUAAACUAUUGGGCUGAUUUGUUUUGCUAUAGUUUGAAGGAUUUGCAUUGUUCAAUGUUUCAGGAGCAGAAGACACAAAGCACAUUUCAGUGUAGCCGGACAUAUCGUCUCAUGUUCUUCAGUCUCAUUGCUUCCAAUGCCAUUCAAAACGUUUUCCCAUGUUAAAUAUCUGAGAAGAGCAAAUACCUUUCGUUCAAAUCCAUCACAUGUGAAACGCAGCCUCGCAUGUGAUUAACCACAUGUGCCUGAAUGUGACUUUUUCCCAUUUGUAAUGGUUUUCCACAUGUGACGAACACGUUUCAGAUGUGAUGAAUCGACCGAGAGGGAAAGAAACCAAAGUUGUUACAGGAGAAGUGUCCAAAAAAAUGGAAAAUAUGAAGACAUGCAACAAUUCAGUUAUUGAUCAUGGACAUUUUCUUUGUGCAAACUAUUAUUUAUAGACACAACAUGUUGAGAUGUUGCAGCGGCGCCAUAUUGGCUCCAUUAGCCAAUACCCCAUAUAAGUGAUCUGUUUCCCUUCUAUUUUGUCAUUUCCUGCUCCCGGCUGAAACAACGUUCAUUAUCAUAUCUGCACAACAUGAGGUUAUAGUUGCAACCUGCAGAAAUAUGUCCGUCCACAACUCUCACGCUCUUUGCAUUUAUAACCUUCAUGUGGAAGCAUCAACCAAACAUCUAUUCUGGAUCUAAAAAGUCAAAUUAAACAUUGAGAUAAACAAAGAUGUCCGAUAUGCUUCUGAUCCAAAAGACGUGUUACAACCAACCCGGGUCUCCCCCCGAAAAAUGGACUUUUGACGUUUAGUGCGUGAAAACAGAAUAAACUUCCGUCCUUGUUGCUGUUUUUAUAAACUGUGCAUGUAUUCAGCCUUACGGGCGUAUAUGUUGUUGUUGUUGUUGUUGUCGUUGUUGUCAGUGUUGCUAUAUGUGUACGUGGUUUUACCGUGGGUCUAAUAUGCAGAUAUGGUUAUCAUAUUCCUCUCUCUCUCUCUCCACACACACACAGGAGCACGCAAACACACACACAGACACACAGACACACACCAGUCAUGGCUAAGCUAUGUUGUGACAGCAGUGUGAUGGUUAUUUCACCUCCUGUAAGAAUAAACAGCUCCAAUCCCUGUUUGACAAAGAACCGUACCAACAGCAACCGACGCACAAACCAUCCUCAUCAUCACAACGUAUCACAACAUCACUCGAAAGCAUCGCAGGGACAUUACAGGGACCUUGAAGGUAUUUUAGUGCUUCUUCUUCACAUGGAUGAGAUGGACUCACAAACACCACAUUGUCUCUGGGGGGGGGGGAGGAAACACAACAGGCUAUGUUAGCCGGCCUGUGCAGUCGGGAUGUGAUGAAACGAGGCCUUCAUCUGCUCAUGUGGGCUCAAGACGUAUCGUGGGGACUUUUUUUUAAUGAAAUAAAAGAUGGAGGACAUCAUCAUUGAUAAUCACA
Messenger RNA from Hippoglossus stenolepis (Pacific halibut), 4033 nucleotides. Its product is annotated as homeobox protein Hox-D9b-like. Bases 782 to 1729 code for a protein of 315 amino acids. Lineage: Eukaryota; Metazoa; Chordata; Actinopteri; Pleuronectiformes; Pleuronectidae. Gene Ontology annotation, biological process: anterior/posterior pattern specification; embryonic skeletal system morphogenesis; proximal/distal pattern formation. Gene Ontology annotation, molecular function: DNA-binding transcription factor activity, RNA polymerase II-specific; RNA polymerase II cis-regulatory region sequence-specific DNA binding. The record is from RefSeq and is a predicted model, not a curated record. Gene Ontology annotation, cellular component: nucleus. The transcript has 2 exons.